Rotaria sordida is the source of this 822-nucleotide messenger RNA. Lineage: Eukaryota; Metazoa; Rotifera; Eurotatoria; Philodinida; Philodinidae. The record is from the annotation of a GenBank genome assembly.
AUGAGUAGUUGGAAUCCAUUUACUCGAAAUACAAAUUCACGUAAAAGUAUCGGUGUAAUUACAACUCGAGAUUUUGAUCGUGAAACUCGUCGUUUAGAAUCUCUUGAAGAUAAUGCUAAAUCAUUAACACGUGAUCUUAUUAAACAAGAUAAAUCAUUUGAUGAUUUUUCUCGUGGUCAAUUAAAACUUUUACAUGAUUUAUCAGGUAGUGCAUUUAUAAAUCAUUAUGAUCAACAACAAACAUCAACAACAUUAUCAACAAAUAUUUCACAAUUAAUUAAUGAUUGGAAAAUAACUGCACAACAUAUAUCAGAACAAACAAAUUUAUUAAAUGAAAUAACAUCAAAAACAAUAAUUGAUUCAUCAAAACGUUUAACAUUAGCAUUAGCUAAUGUAACAAAUGCUAUAAAAAAACGUGAACAAAGUUUAAAUGAUUAUAUUAAAAUUCAAAAUAAAUUAGAUAAAAUAAAUGAAAAAUUUGGUACAUCAACAACAUCAUUAACAGUAAUGACAAAUACAGCAAAUAAUAAUAAAUUAGAACAAAUAAAAAAACAAUUAAAUGAUACUAAACAACAAUAUGAAUUAAAAAAUCAAAUUUUAAAUAAUGAAUUACCUAUUUUACAUGAACAACGUGCUGCUUUUGUUUAUCCAUGUUUAGAAGCAUUUAUUGAAGCUCAAGCUCAUUAUUGUGAUCAACUUGAAGCUGCUUAUCGAAAUCUUAUUGGUCAAAUGGAUGUUGUUACAAAUAGUACGGCAACAUUAGAUGAAAUCAAUGCUAAACUUGCUAAUAUUAAAUCUCUUUCUAUUGUUGCAUCGGAAUAA